AUGGCCUCAAGUACCCCUGUCGCGAGAGUGUGGUUAGCUGAGGGACACCCGUCAGAUACCGAUAACUUGUACCAUGCAGCCGAGCUCCAAAACGCCGAGGGCGUCAGGAACAUCACAGCUUCGAGAGCUCUCUCAGGGUGGUUCGAUACAUAUCGAACUCUACCUCCAUGUCCACACCAUGAUUUAGGAAAAUUCCUCAAGGUGACAGAUGCUCUACACCGCCCAUUAAUUAACCCAAGCCCCCCUAAAAAUGUCAACGUCAUCAGCAGCCGUUCUCCGGCGGGCGCUCCUCUACAGUUAGUAGCUAUCUCUGCCCCUCAACUCCAACUCCAACUAACAAAACCACAUCUACAAGUCCCCUCCUCCUCCCCCAAAUUCCUCGAAAAGUCCCGCUCCCUAAAAGUCGACACGGCAUGCUACGACCUCGAGGAUUCCGUAACACCGGCUCAGAAACCGUCUGCACGCCAGAGCAUCGUAUCCUUCCUGUCGCAACCCCGCCCACCCCACAUCUCCGAGCUAAGCGUUCGCAUAAACGCCGUGUCCUCAGGUCUCGCGCUGCAAGAUCUCACCAGCGUGCUCGAAGCACCGAAUCUAGACGCCUUGGUGAUUCCCAAGGUAAAUAGGGCAUCGGACCUACACUUCGUCACCGAUGUGCUGCGACAUAAGCUCCCGCAACGGCACCCCUCCUCUCCCGAUGCAUCGUCAAAGCCGUUAAAGAUCCUGGCAUUGAUAGAAUCCGCGGAAGCUAUCACAAACCUGAAUGAGAUAUGUAAGGCCUCGCCAUAUUUGAGCGGUUUGAUCUUCGCGGCGGAGGACUUCGCUCUCGAUUUGUCACUUACGAGGACUCCUUCUCUAACGGAAUUCCUUUAUGCGCGCUCUGCUAUUGCUACAUCUGCGAGGGCACACGACCUUCCUUCGACUAUUGACUUGGUCUGUACUUCGUUCCGGGGGGCUGAGGGCGUUAAAACCUUGGAAGAGGAGUGCUUGCAGGGGAAAGGGCUGGGGUUCAACGGCAAGCAAUGCAUACACCCGAGUCAAGUUGAGGUUGCCCAGAGGGCAUUUGCCCCUGGAGAGAAGGAGGCUGAGUGGGCUAUGCGGGUGGUGAUUGGAGAUGAGAAAGCUGACUCUUCAGGAAGAGGGGCGUGGACCUUGGACGGCAAGAUGAUUGAUGUCCCGGUUGUUGGGAAGGCCAAGGCGAUUGUGAAGAAAGCAGAAGCUUGCGGUAUCGAUGUCGAAGCUCUUAGAGAAAAGUGGAAGCAUCAAGAGCCGGAAUAA
Molecule: messenger RNA, 1275 nt
Organism: Venustampulla echinocandica
Lineage: Eukaryota; Fungi; Ascomycota; Leotiomycetes; Helotiales; Pleuroascaceae
Exons: 2
Coding region: 1-1275 (424 amino acids)
Biological process (GO): oxaloacetate metabolic process
Molecular function (GO): catalytic activity; magnesium ion binding
Source: RefSeq, a predicted model, not a curated record